This is a messenger RNA of Rubroshorea leprosula, 2522 nucleotides long. Lineage: Eukaryota; Viridiplantae; Streptophyta; Magnoliopsida; Malvales; Dipterocarpaceae. The record is from the annotation of a GenBank genome assembly.
CAUUAAACGGCUUCUUCUAGAAAGGGGCUGCUAUUCCGCCGUCGCCCACCGUAUGCAACUGUAGAACUUACGUUAAAGCUUGAGCCAAUUUUCCUUUUUAUUGUCUGUCAACUUUCUGUUACUUUCGGCUCUAAUACAAUUGUCCAUUUCAUUUCGUUUGAGCUAAUCUGUUCUUUUAUGUGCAUCAUGCAUUGUGUGAACUGCUUAAGCUUUUGGGGUUGGCAGAGGGAAAUGGCAAAUUGGUGCCAACACGUUUGAAGAAGACGACAAAAAAGGUGAGUUGCUCACCAAUAAAGCCAUAUUGUCUGGAUUUGGAGGUGAUUGCUGAUUUCAGCGGGUUUUGUUUCUCGAAGGAUAAAACCCAUAUAAAGAGCAGUGCAGGGUACCUGAAAUUUGUGCAGAUCGAUUCAAUAUCACAGGUUUGAGGCUGGUAUUUCGAAUUUCAAGCUUAGAAUUUCAUACCCUACAAAGGGUUUUGUGUAUUUGGGUGCCUUAGUUGUUGUAUUUGAUUGUUUUAAUCCAUAAACAAUUGAAGCUGAGUAAACAAAGGUGAAAGAUGGUAGGAAGUACUGAAGCUAUGAACAAAAAUAUCUAUUCAAAUGGUUUGAUUCAUAGCUCAAAUGGUUCUUUAGAAGAGAGGCUUGAUGAGCUUAGGCAUCUUAUGGGGAAAGCAGAAGGAGAUCCGUUAAGGAUUGUUGGUGUAGGUGCUGGUGCCUGGGGUAGUGUUUUUACUGCCAUGUUGCAAGAUGGUUAUGGUCACCUAAGAGAUAAGGUUCUAAUAAGGAUAUGGAGGAGACCUGGGAGAACUGUUGAUAGGGCUACGGCUGAACAUUUAUUUGAAGUGAUCAAUUCUAGGGAAGAUGUUUUGAGGAGAUUGAUACGGAGGUGUGCUUACUUGAAGUAUGUUGAGGCAAGAUUAGGUGAUCGGACACUUUUUGCAGAUGAGAUUCUGAAAGAUGGAUUUUGCUUGAAUAUGAUUGAUACUCCACUUUGCCCUUUAAAGGUUGUCACUAACUUGCAGGAGGCUGUGUGGGAUGCUGAUAUUGUGAUUAAUGGCUUGCCAUCAACGGAAACUCAUGAAGUGUUCGAGGAAAUAAGUAAGUAUUGGAAAGAAAGAGUUACAGUGCCAGUUAUCAUUUCUCUCGCAAAGGGUGUAGAAGCUGAGUUGAAACCUGAGCCACGCAUAAUAACUCCUACUCAGAUGAUCAAUCGAGCAACUGGAGUUCCUAUGGAGAACAUUCUCUAUCUUGGGGGGCCUAAUAUUGCUUCAGAGAUUUACAAUAAGGAAUAUGCUAAUGCUCGAAUAUGUGGAGCUGAAAAGUGGAGGAAAGCAUUAGCAAAAUUUCUAAGGCAGCCACACUUCAUAGUGUGGGAUAAUGGUGACCUUGUUACUCAUGAAGUUAUGGGUGGCUUGAAGAAUGUCUAUGCCAUUGGUGCUGGAAUGGUAGCAGCUCUGACCAAUGAGAGUGCCACUAGCAAAUCAGUAUAUUUUGCACUCUGUACAUCUGAGAUGAUAUUCAUCACUCAUCUCUUGGCAGAAGAGCCUGAGAAACUUGCUGGGCCUUUGUUGGCUGACACUUAUGUAACCCUGUUGAAAGGUCGUAAUGCAUGGUAUGGGCAGCAGUUGGCUAAAGGUGGAUUGAGCCUUGAAAUGGGUGAUAGCAUUAAGGGAAAGGGUAUGAUUCAGGGUGUCUCUGCUGUGAAAGCAUUUUAUGAGCUGCUAGGUCACUCUAGCCUUAGUGUCCUGCAUCCUGAAGAAAACAAGCCUGUAGCUCCAGUGGAGCUUUGCCCUAUUCUGAAGAUGCUAUAUAGAAUACUAAUAAUGAGAGAAUUUCCUCCUCAAGCCAUUCUCGAAGCAUUAAGGGAUGAAGCCAUGUACGAUCCAAGAGAUCGUAUAGAGAUUGCACAAACUCAUGUCUUCUACAGACCUUCUCUUCUAGGUCAUCAGCCUUGAUUACUGAUUCGACUAUCUUCCACAUCAAGUAUCAGAAGAUGUAAACUUGAGAGCAACAAGAUUAAAGAUCAAAUGCAGCGACAUGGUGAUGUAUACUUUGUUCAGCUUCCUUGAGCAGGAGAUGCUGAAUGUGUUGUGCUCAAUUUUGAUUUAAGGAUGUUUUUGAGCUUGUAUGAAACAGGACAAGAAUGUGUAGUUUUGUUCGACAAAGGAAAAGGAUAGAAACCAAGUUUGUUUGUUUGUUUGUUUGUUUUUUUUUUUUUUUUUGACACGUCCACAAAGGCACCAGCUGGACAUUUAUAUGCAGCAGCAUGAUGUCUUUGUGGUGGGGUAUGAUUGUGAUAACAUAAAAGUUUGGGUUGAAAAUCUAAAAUCGUUAGAAGUCCAGGAUAUUUUCAUAUAAAGAUCCUGUCAAAAAACCGACGUCGUUGCGACCGUAUAAUCUCCGACCCCAAUGUCUCUUUUAGACGACGACGAGCCGGGAGCCGGAAGCCGGCGGGUGAAGCAUACCCAUUUUAGAUAUGCUGUGAUAAAGUUGUACUUAGGCUAAUAGAGGUUGUACGCAUGU